AUGACUAAACAAUAUCCUAUUUUUACACAUUUUAAUUCCUAUCUUUUUGGAAGAAUUAAAUGUAAACUUUGUAAAAAAAAUUAUAUCAAUCCCAAGAUUUAUGCUAUUAAACAACAUUUUGCUAGAAAACAUUCUGAAGAAUGGUUAAAAAUCUGUGAUCUGUGUAAAGUUUGGUCUCAAACCUCUUUAACUCAGUUUGGUGUUAUACGAUUUAAUGCCACACUUGCUCACCAUUAUAGAAAUUUUUUCCAAUCUACUGCACUUGCUUAUCAUAAUAAAAAUCCUUCCCAAUCUACUGCGCUUGCUCACCAUGAUGAAAAUCCUUUCCAAUCUACUGCGCUUGCUCACCGUGAUAAAAAUCUUUCCCAAUCCGCAAAUAAUUUGUGA
Molecule: messenger RNA, 387 nt
Organism: Dentiscutata heterogama
Lineage: Eukaryota; Fungi; Glomeromycota; Glomeromycetes; Diversisporales; Gigasporaceae
Source: the annotation of a GenBank genome assembly